AUGUUCCAGCUGCCCAUCCUCAACUUCAGCCCUCAGCAAGUGGCCGGGGUGUGCGAGACCCUGGAGGAGAGCGGCGACGUGGAGCGCCUUGGGCGCUUCCUGUGGUCGUUGCCGGUGGCGCCGGCGGCUUGCGAGGCUCUUAACCGCAACGAGUCGGUGCUGCGCGCGCGCGCCAUCGUGGCCUUCCACGCGGGCAACUACCGCGAGCUGUACCACAUCCUGGAGAACCACAAGUUCCCUAAGGAGUCGCACGCCAAGCUGCAGGCGCUGUGGCUCGAGGCGCACUACCAGGAGGCCGAGAAGCUGCGCGGCCGCCCGCUGGGGCCGGUGGACAAGUACCGUGUGCGCAAGAAGUUCCCGCUGCCGCGCACCAUUUGGGACGGCGAGCAGAAGACGCACUGCUUCAAGGAGCGCACGCGGCACCUGCUGCGAGAGUGGUACCUGCAGGACCCUUACCCAAACCCCAGCAAAAAGCGAGAGCUGGCCCAAGCCACCGGACUCACCCCCACGCAGGUGGGCAACUGGUUCAAAAACCGCAGGCAAAGGGACAGGGCCGCCGCCGCCAAGAACAGGCUCCAGCAGCAAGUCUUGUCCUCGCAAGGCGCAGGGCGGUCGCUGCCGUCGGAGGAGGAGAGCGCCGGAGAACCCCUCCUGGGCGCCGCCGCCAGCCCCGCCGCCAGCCUGUCCAGCAAAGCCGCCGCCUCCUCGGCCAUCUCCAUCACUUCCAGCGACAGCGAAUGUGAUCUCUGA
This is a messenger RNA of Zootoca vivipara (common lizard), 750 nucleotides long. RefSeq names its product SIX homeobox 6 (gene SIX6). Gene Ontology annotation, cellular component: transcription regulator complex; nucleus. Gene Ontology annotation, biological process: regulation of transcription by RNA polymerase II; eye development. Gene Ontology annotation, molecular function: DNA-binding transcription factor activity, RNA polymerase II-specific; RNA polymerase II cis-regulatory region sequence-specific DNA binding. The record is from RefSeq and is a predicted model, not a curated record. Lineage: Eukaryota; Metazoa; Chordata; Lepidosauria; Squamata; Lacertidae.